Molecule: messenger RNA, 357 nt
Organism: Impatiens glandulifera
Lineage: Eukaryota; Viridiplantae; Streptophyta; Magnoliopsida; Ericales; Balsaminaceae
Product: rRNA 2'-O-methyltransferase fibrillarin-like
Exons: 1
Coding region: 1-357 (118 amino acids)
Source: RefSeq, a predicted model, not a curated record
AUGCUUCUUGAAGCAUCUGCUAAUAAAGAGAAGAACCUCAUUUCUCGUGGCGAUGAUAAUGUUAAAAAUGGGGAAGGAAGUUCUAGAGGCGGUGGAAGUUCUAGAGGCGGUGGAAGUUCUAGAGGUUGUGGAAACUCUAGAGGAGGUAGUGACAGUAGAGGUGGUGUUUCAAAUGACACCAAAUCGAAAAGAAAACCAACCGAUGAAGAUGGAAGUUGUAGGCCAACCAAAAGAGGUGGAUGUCGCAACGGUGAUCGUGGUGGUGUAAGUGGUGUAAGUGGUGGAAGUGGUCGCGGUGGCCAUUCUCUACUUCCUUUUCAAAACCUUUUGAGCGGUGAAGGAAUCAGCGGUGAAUGA